UGCUGUCGAGUGUUAAAACGUAUCGAACGGGUUUUAAACGCGGUCAAUAACGACGACAGCCACAAACGUGAGAUGAGCUCAAGCAUCAGCCAAAUCUAACCGACAAGUACCUAGACUCCGGCCCAUUCUUGUUGCAGUGUAUAAAGCUAACGCGUAAGAACUUUUAAACGAAACAGAUUAACUGAUUUCUCAAAUAUUAAGAUAACUUGUGAAGCGGCAAAAUGUUGAUCCGCUGGAAAAGUAAAGAUAAAAGUGCAUCAACUAAUCAGAGCGGCAAUGCAAGUAGCAGCUCAUCAUCGAAGAAGAAGCGCAAGGGACGGGAAGGAGAAGAAGACUGGCAAAAUGAAAAUAAACCGGCUCGCCUGCAAAGUAACGAGCAGGGUGGCGACGAGCGUAGACGCGCAAUGCGACGCGAUGAUCCGCGAAGACACACACUCGGUGGUGACAUUCUGGUCUACGGCAGCUCACAGCAUCCGCAUCCGCAUCAAAUGGCGCAGCAACAGCAGCGAGCCAUGGAUCUGGAAAUGAGCACACGAGCGCAGAAGAAUAAGAAAAAUCAACCGAUGCGCGGUUAUGCACCCGUUAAUCAAGGCCCAUUGUUCGAUGACGAUCCUGGCAUUAUGUCCGAGGUGGAAACAGCCAGCACUGGGUUUCGACGAGGCGGCAAACAGCGCUCUUCGUUGCCAGUGGUGCGUACGCCCUCAAAGACGCUCGAGCGACCGCUUGGGCUGGUCUUCUUGCAAUAUCGCUCAGAGACCAAGCGGGCGUUGCUUCCAAAUGAGAUCACCUCGAUAGAUACGGUGCGUGCGUUGUUCGUGCGCUCGUUUCCUCGUCAGCUGACAAUGUCAUACUUGGAAGGACCCAACGUCAAGAUCUACAUACACGAUGCCAGCAAGGACAUGUUCUAUGAGCUGGAAGACGUGCGUUCUCAUCUGCGCGAGAUACGCGACCGCUCCGUCUUACGUCUGUUUGAAUCAACAGAGGUAGCCGCACCUCCACAGAUUCUCCCUGGUGGUCCGGGCAUACCACAGCCCUUACCACAAGCACCUUCAAGCUGGGAUCAGGAUCAGAGUUAUUUCAGCGAGCCCGAGUUCGAUUCGGAUUUCAAGCAUCAGCACAUCCACAAAUCGAAGAUUGGUAAACAGCCAGCUCCGUAUUAUGUGGGCUCGUCGCAGACCUUGCCACGUGGGAUGUACGGAUCAGAUCGUAACAAAAUUUCAAUGGACGGAUAUACCAGCUCUCCAGAGAGGAGCACACGGAGCAACUAUGAGGAGCCAUACUAUAGCCAAUAUGGUACGCGCGGACCUGUUGUAGCGCCAAUCAUAGACGAGGAGCAAAGCGAUGUCGCCCUCGUGGAAGAUCAAUAUUCGUUGUAUGGGAUCAAAGUUGGUCCAAAUCGUCUGCCACACCGUGGUAAUCAGAUCUAUGAUCCAACCAGGCCAGAAGAUUUGCAUCGCAUUCGUGUUGAGCAUAUGGAGCGUCAAUUGGCGAACCUCACUGGAUUGGUCCAGAAGGCAUUAGUUAACCAAAAUCCCCAAAUUGCGCCGAUACCGGUACCCACAUUGGACCCCAACUAUCUUGUCGUGCCAACCCAAAUGCAAGCUAAUGGUUCCGCCGAUGAACUAUACAUUAGAGAAAAGGCACCUAAGCUGGGCAAGAAUUCAUGUCAAAAAUCCGUGUCCUUUGAGAAAUCGGUUUCAUUUAGUGACGAUAUACAAGGAAUACCCAAGUCACAUAGCCCCCUACAUGCCGUUAAGUCUCGUCGGUGUGGACAAUUUAUGCGUUCGUUGACUUUGAUUUCAUUCUGGCCUUUAAGUCUUUAAGGGGCUUUGAGAAUCGUUGUACACCUAUUCCCA
Drosophila navojoa is the source of this 1856-nucleotide messenger RNA. RefSeq names its product coiled-coil domain-containing protein CG32809. Gene Ontology annotation, cellular component: cytoplasm. NCBI's taxonomy places the organism in Eukaryota, Metazoa, Arthropoda, Insecta, Diptera, Drosophilidae. The record is from RefSeq and is a predicted model, not a curated record.